UUGAGCAUAUACCUUCCUGUGCCAAACCAUUCAUGACUCACAUGAAGCCUUCUGGGCCAGAUGAUCAUAUGGUGUGUUGCUAUUGUCAAAAUCCAAUUAAAAAGUCGGAUAUACUUGCGAGUUCAGCAGAUACUCAGAAAAAUGAACAAACAGGAAAUAAUUUGACAGAUUUUGAUAAAAUAAAUGAUACUGAAGAUUCAACAAAUGAGGAGCCUAAGGCAAAAGCUCCAAGACUUGACAGUGGCACAGUGAAUUCAGGCAAUUCCAUUGAACACAAAGAUGGUGGCAAUAUAACUGCAUCAAAAAGGCAGAGCUGUAAAAAGUGCACUUUAUCAGCUGGUGUGAUAGCUAGCAAUCAAGAUUAUUCCCCACAAUUCUGUCAAAGCAUAGAUCACUAUUUGGAAAAACAACCAGAGGAAUAUCUAGAAAAAUUCUUGUUGCCAGAGAAAGACCUAAAAAGAUUUAAAGUUAUGGAUAUUGUGCUACCAAGUUCCAGGAAAAGUUGCUGUUUUACUAAAAGAUAUGGUCAUUACAUGGAAGGAGCUGGAUCCAUGCUCCAGAUGGUUUGGGGGGAGGAGGUGAAUACAAGCAUUUUGAAAGAUGACAUGAUACCAGAAAAGGCAAUUGAGUAUAUGGAUGAUAUCAAGAAGCUAAAAUUAAGAUAUUUCACUCCAAGAGAAAUUGCCAACUUGAUGUGUUUUCCAAAGGAAUUUGAAUUCCCAAACAAGUUGAGCAGGAAGCAGUGCUACAGAGUUCUUGGGAACAGCCUUAAUGUCCAUGUAGUGGCAGUAUUAAUCAAGCUGAUGACUAUGAAUGGUGUACAACAAAAUGACAGUUAAAAAACAAUGGACAAACAGAACAAUAUUGGCUGUGGCAGUGACCAAGUUUAUACUAUGUUGAUUUACACCGAUAACCUUUGCUGCAAUACAAUGGGUGCUUUUACAAUAAACAAAUCUAAAUCA
Lingula anatina is the source of this 962-nucleotide messenger RNA. Its product is annotated as tRNA (cytosine(38)-C(5))-methyltransferase-like. Gene Ontology annotation, cellular component: nucleus. The record is from RefSeq and is a predicted model, not a curated record. Gene Ontology annotation, molecular function: methyltransferase activity. Lineage: Eukaryota; Metazoa; Brachiopoda; Lingulata; Lingulida; Lingulidae.